ACACUCAAAUAUGUAGAGAAAACUCUUGGGAUUCUAUAUUUUUAUUAGCACUCCAGUACAGUCCUUUGUUCUUUCUCCGGAGUUCUCAGAGACCCAGGAGAGAUUCCCACUUACUUGCUUCAUCUUCUGAGCUCCUAAAGUUUUGAUCUUGGAGGGUUUUUGGGCUCUCCUCUUGCAAGAGAGAGUCUUGAAUCAGUUUCAAAAGGUUUACACACUUCAGAGAAGGUACUUGGUGAGCCUCCAUUGUCGCGAUUCUGAAGGUUGUUGAGUCCAAUGUUGCAUGAAAGAUGGAAAAGGGUUGUGUUAUUACUUCUGUUCUUCAUCUCAGAUGUGUCAGGCGCAUUCGUGGGAGUAAACAUCGGCUUGGAUAUCUCCAACAUACCACCAGCAUCAGAUAUAAUAUCAAUCCUUAAAGACCAAAAAAUACAACAUGUACGAUUACAUGAUGCUGACCAUCAAUUACUAACUGCUCUCGCAAACACCGGGAUUGAGGUCAUGGUUGGUGUACCAAACGAUCAGCUUCUAAAAAUAGGAGAAUCAAGAACAGAAGCAGCCGAUUGGAUCAACAAAAAUAUAGUCCCAUAUCUCCCAUCAACUAACAUCACAUAUAUUGCUGUUGGCAAUGAAGUCCUCACAUCAAUCCCAAAUGCUGCUCUUGUUUUUGUUCCAGCAAUGCAAUUCCUUCAGUCUGCUCUUGUAGCUGCCGACCUCAAUCACCAAGUGAAAAUCUCGAGUCCUCAAUCCAUGGACAUGAUCCCCAAAUCUUUCCCUCCAUCUACUGCCACCUUCAAUUCUUCAUGGGACUCUAUAAUGUUUAAGUUCCUCCAAUUCUUGAAGAAUACGGGAUCUACUUACAUGCUAAAUGCACAACCAUAUCACGGUUACAUAAAAGGAAACGGUAUCUUUCCUAUAGAGUAUGCUCUUUUUAGGUCUCUAACUCCAAAUAAUCAAAUUGUGGACCCAAACACACUAUUUCAAUAUACCAACAUGUUUGAUGCAAUGGUCGAUGCUUCAUACUUUUCUAUGCAAGCGAUGAAUUUUUCAAAUAUCCCGGUUCUUGUGACAGCAUCAGGGUGGCCAUCGUUCGGUGGUGCGAAUGAACCCGAUGCUACUGUUGACAAUGCUCUAGUAUACAAUAGCAACCUUAUAAAGCAUGUAUUAAAUGGUUCGGGUACACCGAGUCAACCGAAUAAAUCAUUGAAUACAUAUAUCUAUGAAUUGUUCAAUGAAGAUCUACAGCCUGGGCCUAUAUCGGAGAAAAACUGGGGCAUAUAUUCUCCUAAUGGGACCGAGAUUUAUACUCUAAAUUUUGAUGAUGGUGAUAAUGGUGAAGAUACUUCUACAAAUUCGUCAGGGUUAGCUGGUGUUUUUUGUGUGGCGAAAUCUAGUGCAGAUAAAGGUGCAUUGAAGGCAGGAUUGGAUUGGGCAUGUGGUUCUGGUUCAGCAAAUUGCAGUGCGAUUCAGCCAGGGCAGCCGUGUUAUGAAUCUGAUAAUCUCGUUGCAAUUGCUUCGUAUGCAUUUAACAAUUAUUAUCACAGGACGCAAGCAAGUGGUGGCACCUGUAAUUUUGGUAAUACAGCUGUGAUUACCAAUGUUGAUCCAAGUCAUGGAGCAUGCAUCUUUGCAGGAAGCACAGGGAAUGGCACAGGAGAUGCUGCUUUUGGACCCGUAGCUCCUAUCAACAGUGUUUCAAGUCUGCAUGCUCUAAACUGGAGUUACUUGCAAAUAACGCUAGUGAUUCUUCUUCUCUGGUUUAGUAUGUAGAAUUAUAUGUCAAAAGUUCGCAUAGAAACUACAAACUACAAAUGGAUUGAUUUUAGGCUGAACAUAUAGAGGCCAGAUGCAUUUGUAUUCAAAAAUUUAGUGGCUUUGGUCUGAUUGAAGUCAAAUUUUGCAAAGAGUCAAAUAGUAGGUUGUAUGUCAGUAGAUUGUUUUCUCUUUAGAUUUGCUUAGAAGAGGGAAAUUGACCUGUAUGUUACUGCCUCCUCCCUGUUCAAUUAAUGUGGGAGUUGAUGUUAUUUGUGCACUCAGUUUUUGUUCUUCUUCCUUUGGACUCAUGAAUGUGGUAGGAUACAUGAGUUCUUA
Asparagus officinalis (garden asparagus) is the source of this 2085-nucleotide messenger RNA. RefSeq names its product glucan endo-1,3-beta-glucosidase 4. The transcript is spliced from 6 exons. Gene Ontology annotation, biological process: carbohydrate metabolic process. The coding region runs from base 274 to 1764 and encodes 496 amino acids. Gene Ontology annotation, cellular component: plasma membrane. NCBI's taxonomy places the organism in Eukaryota, Viridiplantae, Streptophyta, Magnoliopsida, Asparagales, Asparagaceae. Gene Ontology annotation, molecular function: hydrolase activity, hydrolyzing O-glycosyl compounds. The record is from RefSeq and is a predicted model, not a curated record.